CACACCCUCACCCCAUCUACUCCAAACUUCCUCCCCCCUCUUCACAGCUCCCUUUUUGCAAAAACACACAUUAUCAAUCGAGAAUUCAGGACACGUGGAAGAUGCAUGGUGGUGGGGGUGCCAAGUCAAGAUGUGUGUGCGUCUGUGUGAGCAUGUGCGUGUGUGUGUGUGUGUGCGCAUGCGUGCAUUUGAGGGCAGAGGUAGUGGGAGGAGGUUUAACCACAGAGGCCCCAGGAGUCCUGUACUGAGCCUCCCUCUUUUCUCAUUGGCUGAGGCGGCCUUCCCGUGAGUCUGAGAGCUCGCAAUUGGCCAAGAGGAAUUGGGGAGAAACAUGCACGAGAUAGAGAUGAAGAACGAGCCUUGCCAGGGCUUUCACAGAAGCUUUCACAUGAGCGGAGGGGCUGAGUCGAAUGUUCGGAUUAAUAUGAGGCCACAUGUCGGGGUGGAGGGACUGUAAUAUGGAGGCCUACAGUUAUAGUACUUUAAUUACUCAACUGAUUCAAGAACGUUAGACUCAAAGAAAGAAAAGACAAUGUAAAGGAAAAAAGAAAGAAGGAGCAAAUAACUUAACCCGUCAUUUAAACUGGUUUGAAAGUGCUCAUCACAAGGCUGUUACAUGCACAGUGAUAAUGGGGCUCUGUUUUUUGAUGAGGGGAUGUUUUUAAACAGGAUUCCAGAAUGACAGAUGAUCAAAACUGAAGUGGUCUGGUGAGCAAUACCUCUGCAUUGUUUAAUUUGGCCCUUUUAUAGCCUCAUCCACACACACACACACACACACACACGCACACACACACGCACACUGCUGUGUUCAGUCUUGUGUCCAAACUUGAAUUUUGCAAAGAUGUAGAGAUUCCUAUCUUUAUGUUCUUGGUGCAUUGUAGUGUGUACAAAGUAUUAUUAUUUUUUAAUCUGCAGUAAAUAUAAGACAGAGAAAAGGAAUGAAAGGUUUUCUAAUUUUAAACAGCUGUCAGUGUUUUGAUAUGUGCUGUUAUACGAACACGCAUAUGAACUUCGCUCAUGUAUUUUCUUUUUCUUUUUUUGCCCCUAGGUCUGGCAACGCUCUGGCCAAGCUUUUCAGUCUUAAAGAAAAUGUGUCUCAACUGGCCACAUUGUUGCUCAGUAGUUGACACUCUACAUAUGAGACGGUUGUGAAAUUGUCACUUGCCUUACUAUAUUUAGGCACGGCAAACAGUUUUUCCCUUUGAAAAAAAGAAGAAUUUUAUACAGCCGUAUAAUUCACUGUCAGAAUACGCCAGAACUGGGAAAAUACGGCCACAGUUGCCCUGAGAAACAUAGCCUCUCUGUUUGGGUUUGCUGGAGUUGCGGAGACACAGCUGUAAAUAGCAAAAGGGUGGGGACAUAAAGUUUGGCCUAUAUUUAGAGGUUGGGCUAGACUUGAGAACCUGUCCGGCAACACCAGGUUAUUGACCAGGAAGAGUUUUUCUCAGUUUUUCUAAAUAAUUUCAGUUGUAGGCAGAGAGCCUGGAUGAGGGAGGCGGUCACCACACGUCUGUGUUAAAGGUUUCGUUGGAAUCUUCAAGUUUUGCUGGAAUCUUCAAGUCUCGUUUCGUUUUUGGAGGGGGAGUCAAUGCUCCUAUCGUUGUGCAUCAUGGCUGUCUUGUCCUCCUCCUCCUCCUCCAAUCUCCUGCUCCUUCUCCUCAUGUCUUCCCUGGAUUGGCUGUCCACUCCGGGAUCUGCGUUUUUCAUGGGCCGGCACCGCGUGAUGUCACCAGCUCCCCUCGAGCCUCACAUCACGGAGUGCGUAUCGAGGGACCAGGUGACAUUCCAGUGCUGGUGGAGUCCGGGCAACUUCCACAACCUGUCCUCUCCCGGAGAGCUCAGACUCUUCUACAUUAAGAAAGACUCGCCCGCCAGCGAAUGGAAAGAGUGUCCAGAGUAUGUUCACUCAAAUCGGGAGUGCUUCUUCGAUAUCGCCCACACGUCCAUUUGGAUCCCCUACUGCAUGCAGCUUCGCAGCCAAAACAACAUCACCUAUUACAACGAGGAAGACUGUUUCACCGUGGAGAACAUCGUGCGCCCUGACCCUCCAGGGUCUCUAAACUGGACCCUGCUCAAUAUAAGUCCCUCCGGGCUAAACUAUGAUGUCAUGGUCAACUGGGAGGCCCCGCCCUCUGCAGACGUCGGGGCAGGCUGGAUGCGCAUUGAGUACGAGAUCCAGUACAGAGCGAGAAAUACCACAAAAUGGGAAGCAUUGGAGAUGCAGCCUCAAACCCAGCAGACAAUCUUCGGUCUGCACAUAGGAAAAGAGUACGAAGUGCACAUCCGCUGCAGGAUGCAGGCCUUCACGAAGUUCGGAGAGUUCAGCGACUCCCUCUUCAUUCAAGUCCCCAGCAAAGAGUCUCCUUUCCCGCUGACCCUCGUUCUCGUUUUUGGGAUUGUGGGCAUCCUCUUACUCGCCGUGAUUAUUGUCGCCUCUCAGCAGCACAGAUUGCUGAUGAUUCUGUUGCCUCCGGUUCCUGCACCCAAAAUUAAAGGCAUCGAUCCGGAGCUGUUAAAGAAAGGGAAGCUGGACGAGCUGAAUUUUAUCCUGAGUGAUGGCGGCAUGGGUGGCCUCCCCACCUAUGCAACCGAUUUCUACCAAGACGAGCCAUGUGUGGAGUUCAUCGAGGUGGCUGUGGAGGAUCCGGACACUGGGGAGAAGGAGGACACCCAGGGCUCGGACACCCAGAAGCUUCUGGAGCUGUCCCAACCCGUCAGCCAGCACAUGAACAUCGGGUUCUCCAAUGUCGUCAGCUUCCCUGAUGACGACUCCGGCCGGGCCAGCUGUUAUGACCCUGACCUGGACACCCUGUUGCUGAUGGCCAGCCUGCUGCCGGGCCAACCCGAGGACGGGGAAGCCUCCUUCGAUGUCGUGAAAAGGGCCCCGGCGCCAGAGAGAGGCGCGGGGCCCCUCGUCCACACCCGAACCGGAGGGCCCCAGACGUGGGUCAACACGGACUUCUACGCCCAAGUCAGCAACGUGAUGCCCACCGGGGGCGUGGUGCUGUCGCCCGGCCAGCAACUCAGAAUCCAAGAGAGCACCUCUGGCACCGCAGAGGAGGAGACACGAAAGAAGGAGAAGGAACCGAAAGGCGGCGAGGACGGCGAGGAAGAGAAGGACAAGGAGCUGCAGUUUCAGCUGCUGCUGGUGGACCGCGAGGGGGGCGGCGGCGCCGCCGAGGGCAACGCCUGGCAGGUCGGCGUUCCCCAGAGCUCCCCAAUGCCGGGCGACGGUUACACCAUACACCCUCAGCCGGCGGACACCAAGCCUGCGGCCACGGCGGCGGACAACCCAUCCCCUUACAUUCUUCCUGACUCUCCCCAAUCGCAGUUCUUUGCCCGGGUUGCGGACUACACGGUGGUGCAGGAAGUGGACAGUCAGCACAGUCUGCUCCUCAACCCGCCUCCCCUCCAGUCUCCACCCCCCUGCCUGCCACAGCACCCACUCAAAGCCCUACCCGCCAUGCCAGUGGGGUACGUCACCCCAGACCUGCUGGGGAACCUCUCUCCGUGAAAAUGAUGAACGCCAUUGGGCCUUUUUUGGGUGUAAGAAUGAUUGACCGGGACGUCCGCUGCGAUCACGAGAGCCGGUUUCUACCUGAUUCCUGCUGGAAACCAAAUAUCUCCUUUUGCCCACAGCGUGGAUGAUUGAAUUCAGGUGUCGUUGUUUUUUUCAGAGGGUGCCGAUUGAGCGAUGGGGAAAAAAAGCGACGGCAAUUAAUUUGGUGCAAAAGCAAACGCCACAAACCAAAUACGCACUUUGCUCCAUUCGUCUGACACGCGCCGAUAAAAGGCCGAGACGGCGAGUGCGUCAAGUAAUCAGAAGCAUCUGCUCACAGCGGAACUGGAUCGAGUUACACCUCUCGAGUCUUAAUCCGACGGACAGAUGUGUCAGUGUGUGAUUUAUCAGGAGGAGACGAGCACAUUCGAGCCGUGUUCUUUUUUCUUUUUUCAACGCACCGAGAAGAACCUCUCGUCGGCAGAGAUGCUUCGCUGCUCAAUUGUGGCUUAUUUUGUUUUCUUAUCUCGUCAUCUUGUCAGUAGUUAAAGGAGAAACCCGCCCUAAAGUACAGUGGGGGGGGGAAAAAAGAACUAAAAACACUUCUAUGCAGUUCUACCUUGCAUUCCUGGCUUCAUUUUGUUGAAUUAACGCUGUUCAUGUUUCCAUGACGACUUGGCCAGACCUAGAUUAUAUGAUGUCAAGAUAUUUGCCUCUAUUUUUCGACAGCCACGAUAGAAAAACUACUUUCAACAACAACAACAAAAACCAUAUAGUAUAAAUGCCCGUUGCUAUCACGAGGACGGCGACUGGAACAAGUUGAAAGACUGUGAAAGAAUGUCAAAGCUGUAGUAAGAGAACAUUUUAUACGUAUUAUCUACCGAGUACGCGGCUUAACAACCUGUGCCUAUUAAUCGCGUUAUUAGCUUACCAUUCAUGUGCUAUGGCGUGCUUACGUAAUUGGGAUUUAUGCAUUCAUGCCUUAUUGUACUGUGUGUGGGUGAAUCGGUGUGAAGCCUCGACUAAACGAAAAAACCUGCACGUGCACUAACACAGCACACACACACACACACACACACGCACACACAAACUGCAUAAAAAACAUUUGCCUUCAUUGUUAUUUCAUUUUCAAUCCCUGACAUGGUCACAAACACGCUGAGCAUGGGCGAAAGGCCACUGAACCGCAAUUUGCUCAUUUCUUACCACGCUCGUAAAAAAAACUUGACCGCAAUUUCCAAAACGAAAUUGUUGAUCAGGGCUGGUGGUGAGCGACUUUGAGUUCCACAUUCUACAUCGAUAGAGCGACAAAUGCAUCGAUGGAAAGUGAGUGUUUUUUGCCACAAAGCCUGUAAUAUGUGUGUGAUGAUAUAUCGGAGGAGUUUUCGGUUCUCCUUGUGUAGGUUAUCAUGCUCACCAUCCGACCGCCAGACAGCGGUUGCCCCAAUGUUUUUCGCGAUGGAACAAAAACAAACGAAUUCCCACCACGGCGACUCUCUGAAUGAGUUCGGAUUGUUUUUGAAUAACGUGAAGGCAGACGCAUCACGUCGCAACAAAACAUUCUUCACAGCGCAAAAAGGAAGAGCCCUGUGAGUCCUGGAUUCAUCCUUGAGAUAAGCAGGCUGAGCAGAUAGUAAAAGGUCUUUUGACGGACAAUAAUGAAGAGAGACAAGGCAAGAGCCAUUAAAAUGACUUUAAAACCAACAACAACAAAACUGUGAACGUUAUAGAUAUGUGCCAUUUCUCUCUUCCUCUCCCUCUGUCGGUUCCAUUGUUGCUGCCUUGUGUUGAGGAUACUAGCAAGUCAUCCUGUUGUAGAAAUGUCUUAAUAUAUUCUCUUGUGCUGUAAAAUUACGAAUAUAUGUACACAUAUAUGUAUAUAUAUAUAGAGAAAUAUAUAUAUAAAUACACUACCGUUCAAAAGUUUGGGGUCACUUAGAAAUGUCUUUAUUUUUCAAAGAAAAGCACUGUUUUUUCAAUAAAGAUAACAUUAAUCAAAAAUACACACUAUACAUUGUUAAUGUGGUAAAUGACUAUUCUAGGUGGAAACGUCUGGUUUCUAAUGAAAUAUCUCCAUAGGUGUAGAGAGGCCCAUUUCCAUCAACUAUCACUCCAGUGUUCUAAUGGUACAUUGUGUUUGCUAAUCGCCUUAGAAGACUAAUAUCUGAUUAGAAAACCCUUGUGCAAUUAUGUUAGCACAGCUGAAAACAGUUAUGCUGGUGAUAUAAGCUAUACAACUGGCCUUCCUUUGAGCUUGAAGUUUGAAGAACAACAUUAAUACUUCAAAUAUUAAUCAUUAUUUCUAACCUUGUCAAUGUCUUGACUAUAUUUUCUAUUAAAUUUUCAAUUCAUUUGAUAAAUAAAAGUGAGUUUUCAUGGAAGACACGAAAUUGUCUGGAUGACCCCAAACUUAAGAAUAUAUGUACACAUAUAUAUAUAUAUAUAUAAAUAAAUAAAUUGAAAUAUAUGUAAAAUUAAGAAUACAUGUGUAUAGAUAUAUAUAUUUUUAUAUAUAUUUAUAUAUAUAUAUGUGUGUGUAUGUAUUCUUAAUUUCAAUAUCAUUAUUGAUACUAAUCCCAAUAUAUUGCUGCUCGGUACAUAUAUCACUUUGUCCUCAGAGAGUUUGGUGAUAAAAUCCUCCAAAUUGGAUGAUGCUGGUAUCUGAUUAUGGUCCGCUGCCUGGAAGAAAUGGGAAGGGGUGAAUUGGUUUCGGUUAUCUGUCUGAUGAUCAGUAGCAACAGCGGGGCAGUUUUCCCCCAAAGUCAAGAUAUAAUAAAUAAUAUAUGAAAUACAGUCCGCCCUCAAGAUGCUCAUGCCACUUUCAGUAUUGACACCCGUCCAGAGAUCCCCCGCAAGAUUCUCUGUGGACAUGAAGGAAGAUCAGAUAAUGGGUGGGUAUAAAAAGCACAGCUAAGGUUCGGUUUCAGUUGCACCGUGGUGAUCGUGAAUGUGUGCCAACUGGAAUAUGCAAUGCAAUCAAGACAUUGAGGACAUAUUUGUAAAAACAAGAAAAAAAGUUACAUCACUGAAAGAUUGUUUUAUUUUUGUUCAAGGAAGAAAGAAAAUAAAUUGGGAGGUGUUUUUCUUUUCUUUUUUCUCCUUCAAGCUUACUGUACAGGUGUUUUUGACAUUGUGUCUGCGAAUGUGUUUGUCAGUACGCAAUGGGCUCUUUCUUAACCCAGUGUAAAAGUUUGCAACUGUAAUUUUAAGCUUAUAAAUGUUACAGACACUUUAGAGCAAGCACUUUGUCCACAAACACACACACACAUAUAUAUAUAUAUAUAAAGAUAUAUGAUGUUAAAAUAGUAUUUAGAUUUUUCUAUUUUGGACUGAAUCAAGUUUACGACUUACCUGUUUUUUUAAAACAGCAUUAUCUUGUUUUGUUUUGUUAUUCAGCACAAUAAUCAGACAAUGAGAAACCUUCAAUAAGCUUUGUGUCCGUCAGAGUUAAUGGGACAUAUUUUACACUACCAGAUUGAUUAAAUGAUGUACUGUAAUGGAGUAUUUAAUGUAUGCUAUGAGUUAUGGAUACAUAGAGUAGAUAGAUAUAGCAUUUUUAUGAAGUCAUAUCAAAAUAUAGGCAGAGUAAAACAGUUACAUUGUAAGGUUACACUAUUGCAGAUGUCCAACUUUGUGAUUUCACCAUUUCAUUAUUAUCAAAGUGCAUUUGAAGGGGCGACAGUGUUUUAUUUUGGCCUCCAAGCUUCUUUUUGCUUUUUUCUAUAUUCAAGGUUGGCUUUUGUCACUCUGUGAACGCCUGGAAGUAAUCUUGAGUGCUGGAAUUUGUGCUGGUUGUAUCUCUUUAUCGUGGAGCAUUCGGCCAGGCAUUUUUCAGGUCGUUGGCGAAAUAGUUUAAUUUUCGACUUGAGUGCAGCGCCUGGCUUUUUUUUUUUUUAACGACAAUGUUCAGUGGCUCCGCUUUGUGUUUCUACCCAUGUGUUAUUUAUUGUCAUGCUUAGCGCCCUCAGAUCACCCCAUCACCUCAUUUGACCGCAGCCAAUGGGGCAGCUUGAGUAAUGUGUGCACUGUUAUUCUCCAACGUGUGUCAUCCAGGCUCAUAAAACUGGAAAUAUUCUCCUUGUCAGAGUUUUGGAAAACAACUGCAUUGCGGUCGCGAGUGUGGGAAAACUCAGCACCAUAAUUUAGCAGCUUGCAUCGGCCUCAUUAAUUGCCCCAUAUUGUCAGACCCCGCUGACCUUGGAGCCACUGUCCUUGUCCGUUGGCUCGAGGCCGAGUGUUGAUCUCUGGGGAUUUAUAUUCUCUCCUGUCACCUGUUGAGCCUUCCUGGUGUUGUAUGUGUGAGCUUUUAACGAGUUACACAAUAAAUGUAUAUACAGCAUCUUAAUCAUCUUGUGUAUGGUAUUUCUUUUUGUCAUCAGUUGAACUAAAACAAAUAAUAAAAGCAAACAUUUAAACUGG
This is a messenger RNA of Pseudoliparis swirei, 7915 nucleotides long. RefSeq names its product growth hormone receptor a (gene ghra). Gene Ontology annotation, biological process: cytokine-mediated signaling pathway. The record is from RefSeq and is a predicted model, not a curated record. Gene Ontology annotation, molecular function: cytokine receptor activity; protein binding. Gene Ontology annotation, cellular component: external side of plasma membrane. The coding region runs from base 1589 to 3514 and encodes 641 amino acids. The transcript has 10 exons. Lineage: Eukaryota; Metazoa; Chordata; Actinopteri; Perciformes; Liparidae.